GAAUGAGUAAUAUAUAUUAUAGUUGAAAUUUUGUCAAUAUCUUCACAAUUUAGCAAAAAAUUUCAUUCUAAAUAAAUAUAUUUAUAUAUUUUUACAUAUAAGAAGAAUCUUGGAAACAAGCGUGUGUUUUAAUCAAAAUCAAUCAGCAACAAAAGAAGUUCAUUAUUUUCAUCAUUCUUUGUGAAUUGUCAAAAAAGUUAAUGAAAGUGAGUUUAUAAACAUUAUGAUGGAUCUUGGAAUUUAAAGGAGUUUUAUUACAUUAUUAUAAACAAAUUUGUUAAUAUUCAAUCAUAAUGAAUUUUGGAAUCAAUUGGGAAGAAGAACAUCGACGGACAUUGUUAGAAGGCAAUGCAGCAUUACAGCGUUCUACACAGUCUGUUGCUAGAUCCCAAGCACUUGCCAUUGAAAGUGAACAAAUUGGGACAGAAGUGAUUUCAGAAUUGGGUGGACAAAGAGAACGGUUGUUAAGAGCAAAAAGAAGAUUAUCACAAACAGAUGAAGAGUUAGAUAAGACCAGAAGAAUAUUAAAUGUUAUGCGAAGAAGAGUGUUAAUGAAUAAAUUUGUGUUAAUUUUAAUUAUAUUAUUAGAAAUAGCUAUACUUGGUGUUAUUGUGUAUUUAAAAUUUUUUCAUGUAUGAUUUAAUAAUAUAUAUAUGCAAUACUGUGCAUAUAUCAAUUUGAUGUAUAUUAUAUGUAUAUAAUUAUUUACAAACAAUGUUUAAUGUUGCAUGAUAAUUAAAGUGCUGUGAUGUUGAGAAACACUGGUUGGGUACCAAAUAUGUAAUAUAUAAAAUU
This is a messenger RNA of Osmia lignaria (orchard mason bee), 795 nucleotides long. Lineage: Eukaryota; Metazoa; Arthropoda; Insecta; Hymenoptera; Megachilidae. The record is from RefSeq and is a predicted model, not a curated record.